UGGAGUUGAUGAUAUUUCCAUUUCUGGUGAAAUUGCAUUGGGAGGUAAAAUGGUAAAAUUGCAUUAUUGAGAGCAGAGAGACAAAAGAGACGACGGAGUGGAUUCCGUACCAUUCAUGGCGGAGUCAUCCAAGCGUAUCGUCACCAUCACCAUCAUCUCGAAGCAUUCCUCUUUCUUCUUCGCCUCCGAAGCAGCCGGACUCGUUCAUGCCUCAAGAAAUGGAGGGUCUCAAUGAUGUACCAUAGGAAGAAGCCAUGGAAUAUUUAUCAAACAAGAAAUUUCCCAUCAAUUCAAAAGAUUACAAGUUAUAUGAGGAAGUUGGUGAAGGUGUUAGUGCCACAGUGUACAGAGCUCUCUGCAUUCCAUUUAAUGAGAUAGUCGCUGUCAAGGUUAUGGAUCUGGAGAGGUGCAACGAUAACUUGGAUGGUAUUCGACAUGAAGUACAAACUAUGAGCCUGAUUGAUCAUCCAAAUGUACUCAGGGCACAUUGCUCUUUCUCAGUGGGAAGCUGCCUCUGGAUUGUGAUGCCUUAUAUGGCUAGUGGAUCUUGUCUUCACAUAAUGAAAUCUUCUUAUCCAGAGGGUUUUGAACAGGCUGUUAUUGCAACACUAUUACAUGAAGUUCUUAAAGCUCUUGUUUAUCUUCAUUCCAAUGGACACAUCCACAGAGAUGUUAAGGCUGGGAAUAUCUUGGUUGAUUCCAAAGGUGCAAUUAAGUUGGCUGACUUUGGAGUUUCGGCGUGUAUGUUUGAUGCUGGAGAUAGACAACGUUCAAGGAACACAUUUGUGGGAACUCCAUGCUGGAUGGCUCCUGAAGUUAUGCAGCAAUUAAAUGGAUAUGACUUUAAAGCAGACAUCUGGUCUUUUGGAAUAACCGCUCUGGAACUUGCUCAUGGUCAUGCCCCAUUUUCCAAGUAUCCACCAAUGAAGGUGUUGCUGAUGACAUUACAAAAUGCACCACCUGGUCUUGACUAUGAAAGGGAUCGAAGAUUUUCAAAGUCGUUUAAAGAGAUGGUAGGUGCUUGCUUAGUGAAGGAUCCAAAGAAGCGUCCCACAUCAGAGAAGCUUUUGAAGCACCGUUUCUUUAAACAUGCACGCUCAAAAGAGUUUUUGGCCUGGGCUAUUCUUAAUGGCCUUGCUCCACUCGGUGACCGGUUUAGGAUGCUGAAGGUGUAAUUGCUCAUUCCAAAUAUUUUAUAUGUUGUGUUUAUAACUCUCAUGUUAGUUGGAAUCUCUCAUAUUAGGCGUAGUGUGGUUGCCUUCUUUGUCCAUGCAAAAGAGGCUGACUUUCUUGUACAAAAGAGGGGUAUGGAUGGGAAUAAAGAGCAACUAUCACAAGUAA
Vitis riparia (riverbank grape) is the source of this 1341-nucleotide messenger RNA. RefSeq names its product serine/threonine-protein kinase fray2-like. Gene Ontology annotation, biological process: protein phosphorylation. The record is from RefSeq and is a predicted model, not a curated record. Gene Ontology annotation, molecular function: protein kinase activity; ATP binding; protein serine/threonine kinase activator activity. The transcript is spliced from 8 exons. NCBI's taxonomy places the organism in Eukaryota, Viridiplantae, Streptophyta, Magnoliopsida, Vitales, Vitaceae. Bases 255 to 1175 code for a protein of 306 amino acids.